AUGGAUCAAAGUUACGACUCCAUCGUGUCCAUGGGCGAAUACAGGCCCAUGGUAGUGUCUCCCAACAUGUCACCGCAACGGAACGAGACCAUCUGUGGUUGCCAUUGCGGAUGUGGCUGUGGUUGUGCUGGCGACGGUGACGAGAGCGAGCGGCUGAGCGACAGCGUGACAGCGAUCGGCUCGAGCGAGUCUGAGGAUGGAGAGGAUCCUGCGCCUGCCCAGUAUACACCAGACCAUGGCGUCGAUAGUGAGAACCCUAGUCGCCCAAAUCCUGGGGUCUUGUCACCGCGUGCCAUGUCGCAUCAGGUCAUCGUUUGGCUUCUGGAGAGACCCGAAAUCCUACAAUUCAGCGAGACGUUGCUGGGCCGGGAUCGAAUUUCCGCUUCUUCACUGCUCUACAACGGCGACGAAGGCAGGACAGUGAGCCCUCUUGAUGAGCCCUACAGUGUGGAAACCCUAAGCAGCGUAGGCACUGGUCGAGGAAACGUGCAAAUAAUAUCUCCGGGUCCCGGAAUCGGUGGAUGGUUGCAUGUAGUUCCGGAGAGAACUCGCGUUGAACACAGUCAACGCGUCUACAUUCUGACACCUCUUCGGCUGAGCGCAGAAUACCAGCAUGCGCGUGGGAAGGUGGUCGAGCACAUGCUCAUACCAGAUGAAGAAUACGCCCCAAGAGUCUAG
Molecule: messenger RNA, 678 nt
Organism: Boeremia exigua
Lineage: Eukaryota; Fungi; Ascomycota; Dothideomycetes; Pleosporales; Didymellaceae
Exons: 1
Coding region: 1-678 (225 amino acids)
Source: RefSeq, a predicted model, not a curated record